Pieris macdunnoughi is the source of this 1620-nucleotide messenger RNA. NCBI's taxonomy places the organism in Eukaryota, Metazoa, Arthropoda, Insecta, Lepidoptera, Pieridae. The record is from the annotation of a GenBank genome assembly.
AUGUCAACCCUAUCUUCAAUUUCAAAGAAUCAUUCUAAAAAAGUAAACAGCAUUCGGGAGCGUGAUAAAAACAAAUCAACAGCCUCCGAAUCUGGUGGAUCAAGUCAAUGUGAUACUCCACCGUUAAUAGAAAAGGAUGGAUCUACAUCACAGGGUAAAUUUGCUGGUAUUGGGCCUGAUUCAGUACAUUGUAUGGCUGACCAAAUAGCUGUGGAGCUUCAUACUGAGGCUGCAACAAAUCUAGCUGAAGAUGUUAGCUAUAAGCUACGGCAAGCCAUAAGUGCUUUAGCAUUACACAGUGAAAUGAUGAAGAAAACUUCUGUAGACAGUUGGGAUGUAAACACAUUAUUAAUGUUAUCUGAUACAAGUCCUAUUGUUGGAACAAGUGCUACCCAAUAUGUUACUUUUGGUGAUGACAAAUUGUGUUGUGAAGCUGAAAGUAUAGUAAAUGUCACAGAGCAAGCAUUGACAACUCAAAGUUAUGCGUUCGCAACGGUGCCUUCAAUGUCAGUAGAAUGGGUAACAGAUGACAAAAAUUUAAACACCAACAGUCAAAUUAGUACUAGUCUCCAAAACUAUUAUACAAAGGUCGCAAGAGCAAUAUUAAACCUCAAAAAGAAGCCAAAACAAUUAGCUGUUGAGGAUCUCACAACGAAUACACGAAUAGGACCGAUAUUUCCAAAUCUAUUUAAUUUAGCAGUUUUAGUAUUGAAUGAUGAUAAUUUAAAUGCACUGAAUGUUCCGGCCAAGAAACCCUUACAAUCAAAUGUCUUAGAUAUGGUUGAUGCUCUGUGCUCAAAUCCGUGCAGUUUGGAUACUAAUAUUCAACAACAGUUUCAGAGAUUAUUUCCAGUGAUGGUCUCAAAUAUAUUAGGAAAUGGAUCGUUGGCUGAGAAGAUGGUUGCUAUAUUAACUAAAAUCACAAGGACCUGGCCUUCAUUUAUCACAAUAGGCAAAGGAAUCCUAUUCGACUAUUUAUCUCAAGGCACAAAGGAGCGUUUAACAGCGCCAAUGAUAAGAUGUAUAAUGGCGCUCGGUCGUGACGCGCUAAUACGUUGUUUGGGUGACCAUUUAGAUCACAUAGACAAUGCUGCGCACGUGCCAAGAAGGAACCAUAGACACGGUGAUCUACGGGAAACUAUGCUUGAUGUUUGCACAUGUUUACUCCGAUCUGAACCAACUACUUAUCUCGAAGACUUUGUGAUGACAGACUAUACUAUGUACGAAAUUCUAGGCGAUUCUAUAAUGCCCAGGCGAACGAUAUUUCCUUAUACAGAAAAACCCAAAGAUGAAACUGAAAAAUCUGAGAAAACGUGUGACGAUGAUUUUUAUCCGCCUCUGAGGACCACCUUACGUCGACCGAAAGUGAAAUUAUUACCUCAACACGCAAAAAGAAAACAUGUCAAACCGUGCGAGAUCUUCGAAAUAACACAUUUGAAACGAAAAAUCCAUAUAAAAAUUAAAAAUUGUCGGUCAAAAGAUAUAAAGAAGGAAACUAAACUUUACAGUAGUAGAUCUCACAUGAAAGGUGUAAUUGUUGCUAGUGGAUUGUUAAAUAGAUUUAAAUAUAAAUUAAGGAAAACGAAUAUAUUGCCUAUUUUUGGAGCUUUAACAUUGUAA